This is a messenger RNA of Erpetoichthys calabaricus (reedfish), 2995 nucleotides long. RefSeq names its product actinin alpha 3b (gene actn3b). Gene Ontology annotation, molecular function: calcium ion binding; actin filament binding. Gene Ontology annotation, biological process: muscle cell development; actin cytoskeleton organization. Gene Ontology annotation, cellular component: cell projection; cell junction; Z disc. The record is from RefSeq and is a predicted model, not a curated record. NCBI's taxonomy places the organism in Eukaryota, Metazoa, Chordata, Cladistia, Polypteriformes, Polypteridae. The transcript is spliced from 21 exons. Bases 141 to 2831 code for a protein of 896 amino acids.
CACGUGGAGCAUAGGACUGGCAACAGGCUGAGGCACCGGCUAGAGCCCAACGAUAAGCAGUGAAACGGCCAGGAAGGGGGACAGCGGCUGUACAGCGGCGAAAAGCAUACAGGCAGGAGGAGAGACAAGAGACGGUCGACAUGACACAAGUCGAAACACAAGUGCAAUAUAGCACCACCUACCACAUGCACUCGGAGGAUUACAUGAUCCAGGAGGAGGACUGGGACAGGGACCUGCUGCUGGACCCUGCAUGGGAGAAGCAACAGAGGAAGACUUUUACAGCCUGGUGUAACUCUCAUCUGCGUAAGGCUGGUACUCAGAUUGAGAACAUCGAAGAGGAUUUCAGAAAUGGGCUGAAGUUGAUGCUUCUGCUUGAAGUCAUUUCAGGUGAGAGACUGCCUAAACCUGACAAAGGAAAAAUGCGUUUUCACAAGAUCGCCAAUGUCAACAAGGCUCUGGAUUUUAUCUGCAGCAAGGGAGUCAAACUGGUCUCUAUUGGUGCUGAAGAAAUUGUUGAUGGCAAUACAAAGAUGACCUUGGGUAUGAUCUGGACAAUUAUUCUGAGAUUUGCCAUCCAGGAUAUUUCAGUGGAAGAAACCUCAGCAAAGGAAGGCUUACUCUUGUGGUGCCAGAGGAAGACUGCCCCCUACAGGAAUGUCAAUGUGCAAAACUUCCACAUCAGCUGGAAAGAUGGAUUGGCACUGUGUGCUCUCAUUCACAGACACAGGCCUGAUCUCAUAGACUACUCCAAACUGAGAAAGGAUGACCCAAUUGGUAACCUGAACACUGCUUUUGACGUCGCUGAGAAGUUCUUGGACAUCCCUAAGAUGCUGGAUGCCGAAGAUAUUGUUAACACCCCCAAACCAGAUGAAAAAGCCAUCAUGACCUAUGUUUCCUGUUUCUACCAUGCCUUUGCUGGAGCUGAGCAGGCUGAGACUGCUGCUAACCGAAUUUGCAAAGUUCUUGCUGUCAAUCAAGAGAAUGAGAAGCUAAUGGAGGAAUAUGAGAAACUGGCCAGUGAGCUUUUGGAAUGGAUUCGUCGCACCAUCCCCUGGCUAGAGAACCGUGUGGCUGAACAGACCAUGCGCGCCAUGCAGCAGAAACUGGAAGAUUUCCGUGACUACAGACGUGUGCAUAAACCCCCACGUGUGCAGGAAAAAUGCCAGCUGGAGAUCAACUUUAAUACCCUACAGACCAAGCUGAGGCUCAGCAACCGCCCUGCAUUUAUGCCCUCAGAGGGCAAGAUGGUUUCGGACAUUGCAAAUGCAUGGAAAGGCUUGGAGCAAGUAGAAAAAGGCUAUGAGGAGUGGCUGUUGACUGAGAUCAGGAGGCUGGAGCGUCUUGACCACCUGGCUGAGAAGUUUAAGCAGAAGUGUGCCUUACAUGAGUCAUGGACAGCAGGUAAGGAAGAUUUGCUUUCACAGAAGGACUAUGAAUCAGCCUCUUUGAUGGAGAUCCGAGCACUGAUGAGGAAGCAUGAGGCCUUUGAGAGUGACUUGGCAGCCCACCAGGACCGUGUGGAACAGAUUGCAGCGAUUGCACAGGAGCUCAAUGAGCUGGAUUACCAUGAUGCUGCCACUGUAAAUGCCCGCUGCCAGGGCAUCUGUGACCAGUGGGACAACUUGGGCACCCUCACUCAGAAGAGAAGAGAUGCUUUAGAGCGUGUAGAGAAGUUGUGGGAGACUAUUGACCAGCUGUACUUGGAAUUUGCCAAGAGGGCAGCCCCUUUCAACAACUGGAUGGAUGGAGCGAUGGAGGACUUGCAAGACAUGUUUAUUGUGCACAGUAUUGAGGAGAUCCAGAGCUUGAUUACAGCCCAUGAACAGUUUAAGGCCACCUUACCAGAAGCAGACAAAGAACGCAUGGCCACACUGGGCAUCCACAAUGAAAUUCUGAAGAUUGCACAGACCUAUGGCAUCAAGUUAUCUGGUAUCAACCCUUACACUAACCUGACAUCACAGGAUAUCACUACCAAGUGGGAGACGGUGAAACAGCUGGUUCCUCACCGAGACCAAAUGUUACAAGAAGAAGUGGCCCGCCAGCAAGCAAAUGAAAGACUCAGGCGCCAAUUUGCAGCUCAAGCCAAUGUCAUUGGACCCUGGAUUCAAACCAAGAUGGAGGAAAUUGGACACAUUUCAGUGGAUAUGGCAGGAUCUCUGGAAGACCAGAUGAACCAGCUAAAACAAUAUGAACAGAACAUUAUCAACUACAAAUCUAACAUUGACAAGUUGGAGGGUGACCAUCAGCUCAUUCAGGAAGCACUCAUCUUUGACAAUAAGCACACCAAUUACACUAUGGAGCACAUCCGUGUGGGCUGGGAACAACUUCUCACUACGAUUGCUAGGACCAUCAAUGAGGUGGAGAACCAGAUCCUGACGCGUGACGCCAAGGGCAUUAGCCAAGAGCAACUGAAUGAGUUCAGAGCUUCUUUCAACCACUUUGACAGGAAGAGGAAUGGCAUGAUGGAUCCUGAUGACUUCCGUGCUUGCCUUAUCUCCAUGGGUUAUGAUCUGGGUGAAGUGGAGUUUGCACGCAUCAUGACCUUGGUCGAUCCCAACAAUACAGGUGUUGUGACGUUCCAGGCUUUCAUUGACUUCAUGACCAGGGAAACUGCGGAGACUGACACUGCUGAACAGGUCAUGGCAUCCUUCAAGAUCCUUGCUUCAGAUAAGACCUACAUCACAGUGGAAGAGCUGAGACGCGAGUUGCCCCCCGAGCAGGCCGAAUAUUGCAUCAGCAGGAUGACAAAGUAUGUGGGUGCCGACAGUGUACCUGGGGCUCUUGACUACAUCUCCUUCUCCAGCGCCCUCUAUGGAGAGAGUGACCUGUAAGCCUGCACACCACCAUGUCCCCUUCCCUGCUCCCCACCCCCAGAGAUGAAAAUGAUGGAAUUUGCUGCUCUGAUACCUGAAAAAUGAAAGCUGUUGAGUUGAUAGUAUAGUAUAGCUGUACCUCAUCUCUGCCAUCCAUUAAAUAAAUGAAAACAUUGUUUCAA